Molecule: messenger RNA, 3974 nt
Organism: Pocillopora damicornis (cauliflower coral)
Lineage: Eukaryota; Metazoa; Cnidaria; Anthozoa; Scleractinia; Pocilloporidae
Source: RefSeq, a predicted model, not a curated record
UUAGGUAAUGAUACCAAGGAUUCUUUUUGUAACUUGGCUCUCGUCGUUUGAAGCCCGUCUGGUCGUUAGCGGUGGAGAAUGUGGUUUCCGCCCGAAGAGGGCGCAGAACUUUUCGACUUUGAGCUUGAACCAGGAGGAGGUGACGAAUGGGGAUAUAGCGACCACAACGAAGAGCUAAGACGAGUAAUUCUAUAUUUAGUGCGCGAAAAAAAUUCUAUGCUGGUGAAACUCCGUGGACUAUGUGCCUUGCGAGGUAUUUUACAAAGCCUUUGCACAGAGCCUAACCGCGAACACGCAAUCUUCUUUGAAGGCGCUGGUGAAAUAUGUGCUGAGGAUUCUCUUGUUUUGAACGCGGACGCCGGCCUUCAGCUUCCGACUCGGAAAGCUCACAGAAGUGAAAAAUUGCACUGCGAUGAGAAAUCGGUGACUUUCAAGCACGACAACACGAAUUAUGUUUAUGGAAAUACAGACAGUUCGACGAAUACAGAUUUGAUCACAAACCUACUACAAGCUAAUAAAGAACUUCAAAAGCAAGUCGGGUUAUUGGAAGAAGUAACUCGUGAUCAAGAACCAAACGGAAACUGUUGUGAAAGGUGCUCAACACUUUUCAGAUCUCAGCUUGUGCAGUACAUAUCCAAGACAAAAAAGCUAGAGAGGGCCCUGAGAGCAAAAGAUGUCCUUUGUUCUGCACUAGCGGAAAAACUAGAUGUUAUGAAGGACGAAAAAACCUCAAGGUCAAUUGGGAGAACAAACAUGAACAACAGCAAGACAAAUGGGGGAGAUUGCUCUCAGCUAAAGGACGAAUGCAAUGGUUGCAGCUGCUCUCAUGACCAAACUGCAGAACCCUCUCGAAAUCAAACAAGGAAUUUUCAAAAUGAAGGAACCAAGGAUAAAUCAGAUCAGUCUGUGGCAAAUGGUUGUGUUGUUUGUUCAAGUGAUGGGCAAGUGGUUUUGAAGACCAAGUUUGAGAACAUGGAAAAAGAAAUGAGUCAAGUUACAGAGAAAAUGAAUCAAGUUUACUCUGAGAAACUACAACUGGAAAAACGCUUGAAGGAAUUGCAAGAAAGUCGCGAGAAAGAUGAAAACGAGUUGCGUGGUGAAAUAAACCAACUGCAACAAGAGAAAAGGCAGCUACAGGAAACAGUUGUACAAUAUCAGGCAAAUGAACAGAAGCAGAAACACGAAUAUGACCAAUUACUGUACCGAGCUCAGGAAAUGCAGGAAAUCCUUGAGAGAGAAACACAAGAAAAGUUCGCUUCUAUUGCUGAACAGAAAUCUUUGAGGCAGCAGGUCGAGAAUCUGUCUAAAAACAUGAAAUCAUUGCAAGUUAAAAGCGAAGAAUUUGUCCGAUUUCACUGCGAUCAGGAGGAUCAGAUUGACGACUUCAAGAGACUGAAGAAACAUAUUCAUGACAACGGUUUGCCUAGCAUCGAACAGUUAAUUGCUCUUCAGAGACAGAACGAAACAUACCGUGAAGAAUUUUUGAACGAAAGGAAAGAGAAAGAGCGUGCCUUGUCUCUAAAAGACAAAUUGAAGAGGGACCUGGAAAACUAUCAGUCUCGUAUCUCUUCCCUUCAGGAGCAGGUCUACAAAUACCGAGAGCACAUCUACUUCUUGCAGCAGAAAUUCAAGCAAGAAGGAACUGGUAGCCAACCCGUUUCUCCUAUGUUCGACAUGCCGGGGCCUUCUCAGGGGAAUAAUCUUAGCAGACUGUAUGGUAGCACUGCUACACAGUACAUUAAUGAGAUGUUGCUGCAGGGUAACACCCCACCGAAGUUCCCUGCGUCACCGAUUCCGGAUGGGAAGAAGCCUUUGGUAGGAAAGCAUAGCGAUGGAUCCGGAAAACCGUGGCAGUUCCAGCAGGGUAAUUAUGGUCGAUACGGCCGUCAGAUGUCGGCUGAGGAGUGGAAGUCCCGCGUUCCAAAUCAAGGUCAAACUUGGGACACAUUCCAAUAUGGCUCAAACCAGUCCCCCGGUAGGCUAUCCUCUGCUGGCAGUUUGUCCUCUGUACGCUCCGGUUCCUCUUCGUCAGAAGAAGUUCCAGUCGAAGCUCAGAUAGACGGUAGGACAGCGUUUGGUAUGGGAGGAGUGGGUGGCCGAAGACAAGGCCCUCGACCCACGGGACUACCCGAUAGAGCAUUGGAUGAGACACGUGGAAUGCAACAGAAUUAUGGAGCCCCAUCUUCGUCUUUUGAGGCGUGGUCACCAAAGCCCCAAGGUUAUGCAAUAAGAGGUCAGCGGCGCUACUCAUCUCCCACGGGUAGUGGCGUGCGCUCACCAACCACUGAUUACUGGUCGUCCCCGCAACAUAUGGGGGGGUUCCAACGCUCUUGGCAGUCGCCAGCUGAGCAUGUACAGUAUUCAGAUUCGACGCAGGCCCCUAUGUCUUCUGGGUUGAGGCCAACCGCAGAACCCUGGCCACCAGCGGUCACUACGGUACCCAGUAGCAGUCAUGCGCAGUCGACGUUGACAACUAGCAAUCAAGGAGAUACAAUGACCUUUAUGUCAGGUGGGAUGGGUAUGCGGUAAGACGAGUUAGGAAAUGCAUCACGCGCCGUUAAGUCAUCUUCUACAGUAGAAUCAGUUAACUAGCUCUACAGUCUGAAAUUGGCUGCCUUACUUAACUAUACCCCACUGAAGUGAAGCGGCGUUGCGAAGACGAAGCAGAUUUUUAGGGAAAAUGUAGUCUUAGUAAAGGAAAUUUUCUUUAUUUUGCACCCAUGUUUGGGAUGAGUGGUUCGUAGAAUUAUCAUGGUACGGUGUUUGGUAAUGAGGUAGCUGAGGUAGCAAUUUAGUUAUCUUACACAAUGGAACGCCAGAAAGAGCGAGCAGGGGAGCAAGUGCGUAAUGACCGGCGUGUGCGCUAGUUAGAGAAACGGCUUCAUUUUCAUUUGCCGAUCGAGGCACGCUCGCUUGUUUUGUUGUUUUGCGUUUUUCCACUUACCGAGAGGCUUAAACGAACUUAGACGAUACUUAAUGAAUAAGGGAAAAUAAGUUUGGUUUUAAACAAAGCCAAAUGAAUUGUCGAUUGAAAUAGCUAGCAUCUUCUCCUUCGAAUGGACGACGCUUAUUGAAACGAGUUCUUUUGCAAUUUGAAUAACCUUUUACGAAGGUUGCGAAGUAAGUACGAUUGUAAAUAAGAAAUGUUUUGUUGCAUUAUCUAAUAUGCUCAAAAAUGAAAAUUGAUUUGUUCACCAUUACGCUUAUUUAGACAAAUUGACCAGAAAUAAUUCUAGCGAGGUUUGUAAAUAGGAAAGUUCUAGCCUCUCUAUUGCACGUUUUGUUGUACUUAGUUUGCGCUCGACUGAAUUUCUAAUCAAUUGCUGAUAAUUUAAUUGCGAACAGUAUUUACGUUAAAUAUUUAGUGAAAUGAAAAUCAUAUUCAAAUAUCGUUAUUCGUAAAGAGAUUUAUUUUUCCUUUGCUUGAACAUAGUGGAUAUACUUAUUUAUCACAAGGAUGAAAAAGCCAAACUAUUUGUUGAAAUUUCUUUGGAAGUAUAUGAAGUGUUAAAAUUAGAUAAACCAACAUCAGUCUAUUUAACAAGAUGAAAUUAGUCUAAUGUAGAUAGAAGACAAAGAUUUUUUGUGGAAUUCGUUAAAAACACUGAUAGUUUUUUUACUAUUUUACAAAAGAAUUAAGGGAUUCAUAAGAUUUAUUUAGGUAUGCAUACUUAAUGCUCCCCAAUAUUUGGGGGAACGAGAAAUGGAACUAAGGCGCACGGAUCAAUAGAGCCCUUUUACACUUUUUCGAUGUGUUCGCAGGGUGAAGUACAAACGGCGUUACAUUACGAAAUUUGGUGAGUUGAGGAGAGUUUUAAAAUGAACAUAGUUCCAAAAUAACAUCUUACAAAUGUUAAAAAAAAAAGAGAAAAAAAAAUGGUUGGAACUUCUAGUGGGUUAGCGGCGGGAAUCGAUAGUAGUUUUCUGAAGGGAAACAGAUUCAGUAUUAUUCAUAUUGGCUUCACAGCGUCAUA